GUGAAUCAUAUCCACGUGCUCUGUUCUCACUCCUUUUGGUACUUCUGUUUUGGCUCUAUAUGCAAAUCUUAUCCACCGAUUCCUCUGUUUUUCUCUAUUUUGAUUCAACAAACAAACAACAAAUCUACACACAUUAAUGGAAAACAAGAAUCAAUCUACUUCCUCCCCGUCGUCGCCGCCGCCGCCUCCGUCUCCGCCCCGGUCAUCCACCUCCUCUUCAUUCACUGCUGAACUUUUCGGUAACAAUGACUCACAGCCGUCCUCCGCCGGAGUUUUCUCUUCAAUUUUUCCUCCUCCGUCCACGGUAUUAGCAAGAAACCCUAAUUGUCCACAGUUCACCGGAGCUACACAAAAGGAGACCUCGGAGAGCCAGUUGUGGACAGCCACCCAUGGAACUUCAGCUGUAGCUAAGAAUACUGCAAUUGCAAAUGGCGUAAUGAACAUGGAGAGAAGGUCAAUCUUUCAAGAACGAGUGGAACCUUCUCCAUUAAGUUCAUCUUUAUACUAUGGUGGGCAAGAAGAUAUGUAUGUCUGUUCUUCAAGUGAUCCAACAUCACAAUCAUAUUCCAAAUUCAAGAAAUUCGAUGGAAAAGAUGAUCCUAAUCAUUUGCAUAGUGCUUCUAGAGGAAAUUGGUGGCAAGGGUCCCUUUAUUAUUAAGACCAUGCCACCUUUAGGCAACAACAUGGAUUUUCCGCCUAUUAACCAAGGAAAUUCAUGAAGCCUUUAUAGAAGUUUGAAGUUUUUGUUGAUAUAUAUGAAAGAUGUCGCGUCAUGUACUUCGUCAUCUCACCUCUAUUACCUUAACUUUUUCUUUGUUUCUUCUCCUUUCAAUGCAUAUCGACAUUUUUGUUACUUUAGAUAUAUGAUAUUUUCGAGGU
Molecule: messenger RNA, 879 nt
Organism: Lactuca virosa
Lineage: Eukaryota; Viridiplantae; Streptophyta; Magnoliopsida; Asterales; Asteraceae
Source: the annotation of a GenBank genome assembly